Medicago truncatula (barrel medic) is the source of this 2834-nucleotide messenger RNA. RefSeq names its product probable boron transporter 2. Lineage: Eukaryota; Viridiplantae; Streptophyta; Magnoliopsida; Fabales; Fabaceae. The coding region runs from base 391 to 2565 and encodes 724 amino acids. Gene Ontology annotation, biological process: transmembrane transport; monoatomic ion homeostasis; monoatomic anion transport. Gene Ontology annotation, cellular component: plasma membrane. Gene Ontology annotation, molecular function: solute:inorganic anion antiporter activity. The record is from RefSeq and is a predicted model, not a curated record. The transcript is spliced from 12 exons.
AUACUUCCAAAUCAAAUCUACCUUCAUUUCAUUAUUCAUUUCCUUUGUUUCUUUCUUUUUUUAAGCUUAUAAAUACUCUGCAAGCACAUUGUUGUUAUUAGGAACCACUUGAGAAGGUCACAACCUGCUUUUGAUACAGCUGGCAUUUCAUUGAAUCUCUCAUUCUCCCAUAUGUCUUUGAAGCCACCUUGCACUAUUCAUGCUAUUUGCCCCCCUUUGAUUAAUUCAUCAUCACAUUCUUCAAUCCUACUUCCUCAGUUUGUUUGUGAUUAAACCUUGUUCAUAUAUAAAUCAAAACAAAAAAUCAUGUAAAUUACACUUUGUUGUGAUUUGUUUGGAAUUAUUUGUCUUUCCUUAACCUUCUUUGGUGGGAAAAAGAAAAAAAAUACUAUGGAAGAAACAUUUGUACCUUUUGAAGGUAUCAAGAAUGAUCUAAGAGGAAGGUUAAUGUGCUACAAACAAGAUUGGACAGGUGGAAUCAAAGCAGGUGUAAGGAUUUUGGCCCCCACAACAUACAUAUUUUUUGCUUCUGCAAUACCUGUCAUUUCAUUUGGUGAACAACUAGAGAGAAAUACUGAGGGUGUUCUAACAGCUGUUCAAACCUUGGCAUCAACUUCAAUAUGUGGCAUUAUACACUCAAUCAUUGGUGGUCAACCUUUACUGAUUUUAGGAGUGGCAGAACCUACUGUGAUCAUGUACACAUUCAUGUUCAAUUUUGCUAAAGAAAGACCUGAGUUGGGCAGAAACCUGUUUCUUGGAUGGGCUGGAUGGGUAUGUGUAUGGACUGCUUUGAUACUAUUCUUACUGGCCAUCUUAGGAGCAUGUUCCAUCAUCAACCGGUUUACCCGAAUUGCGGGAGAGUUGUUUGGCAUGCUCAUUGCAAUGCUUUUCAUGCAGCAAGCUAUCAAAGGACUUGUGGAUGAGUUUCGCAUACCAAAGAGAGAAGAUACAAAAGCAAUUGAGUUCUUACCUUCGUGGAGGUUUGCUAAUGGGAUGUUCGCUUUGGUCCUUUCAUUUGGCCUUCUCCUUACUGCAUUAAAAAGCAGAAAGGCUAGAUCAUGGCGUUAUGGUAGUGGUUGGCUCCGUAGCCUUAUAGCCGACUACGGUGUUCCGCUUAUGGUCCUAGUUUGGACAGGUGUGUCCUACAUGCCGACUGCAAGUGUUCCAAAUGGUAUCCCACGGCGCCUCUUUAGUCCAAAUCCGUGGUCACCCGGUGCCUAUGACAAUUGGACUGUUGUUAAGGAUAUGGUUCAAGUUCCUGUUGUAUUCAUAAUUGGAGCAUUUAUACCAGCAACUAUGAUUGCAGUGCUUUAUUACUUUGACCACAGUGUGGCAUCUCAGCUUUCUCAGCAGAAAGAGUUCAAUUUGAGAAAGCCAUCUUCUUACCAUUAUGAUUUGCUCCUUUUGGGAUUUUUGACAUUAUUGUGUGGCCUUAUUGGAAUUCCUCCUGCAAAUGGAGUCAUACCGCAGUCUCCGAUGCAUACAAAGAGUCUAGCAACUCUUAAACAUCAGUUGCUUCGUAACAGACUCGUGAUAACCGCUCGAAACAGUAUCAGUAAGAAUGCUAGUCUAGGACAGUUAUAUGGUAAUAUGCAAGAAGUAUACCAUCAAAUGCAGACACCCCUUAUUUACCAGGACCCAUCUGCUCGAGCACAAGGACUAAAAGAAUUAAAAGAAACAACCAUUCAAGCAGCUACAAGCAUGGGAAACGUGGACGCCCCGGUUGAUGAGACUAUAUUUGACGUCGAGAAAGAAAUAGAUGACUUGCUUCCUGUUGAGGUAAAGGAACAACGUGUCAGUAACUUGCUUCAAUCAGUAUUGGUUGGAGGAUGUGUUGCAGCCAUGCCUAUUCUCAAGAAAAUCCCAACUUCAGUACUUUGGGGCUACUUUGCCUUUAUGGCAAUUGAAAGUUUACCUGGAAACCAGUUUUGGGAAAGGAUCCUUUUACUCUUCACUGCACCAAGCAGAAGAUACAAGGUGCUUGAAGAUUACCAUGCUACUUUUGUUGAAACAGUUCCUUUCAAGACAAUAGCAUUAUUCACAAUUUUCCAAACCAUUUAUCUAUUUAUAUGUUUUGGACUAACUUGGGUACCUAUUGCUGGAGUCAUGUUUCCUUUGAUGAUCAUGCUCUUAGUUCCACUAAGACAAUACUUUCUCCCCAAAUUUUUCAAAGGUGCACACCUUCAAGACUUGGAUGCGGCCGAGUAUGAGGAGCAAACUGCUUUACCGUUCAACCUUGCAUCACAAUCUGAGUUUGGAGCUGGUGCUUCUCAUAUUGGAGAAGGUGAGAUAUUUGAUGAAGUUAUCACAAGAAGCCGUGGUGAAUUUAGGCAUACUACUAACAGUCCAAAGAUCAGUAGCUCCACUCCAACACCAAGAAAUGAUCCUAAAAGCCGUCUAAGCCCGCACCUCUCUUUUAAUUCUCGUGUGGGCGAGUUCGCGACUGAGCAAAGUCCUCGGUCUGGCGUAAGAGGCACCAACAGUCCAAUGACCAAAGAAAUGAGAUUGUCAGGUAGGGGAAUAAGUCCUCUCAACCCUGAUUCCAAACACCAAGACAAGAAAUAAUUCAAGACUUGUGUCUUAGAAUGAUGUAGGAGGCUUAUUUGUUGCUUCAUUUCCAGUUUAUGGUUCUUUAAUUUUGCUUGGCUUUUUAUUGUAACUUGUAAAGUAUUUUCAGUAUCCUAUAUACAACAGGUGUAUGCAACCAAAAAUAUGGAGCUUCCUAUGUCAAAUUGUAACUGUUAAUGUUACUAUAUUUGUGCAAAUGUAUAUCAUCAUCAAGUUUGUUUCAAAUUCCAAUUCAAUAAAUGAUGACUAGUUUGAGUCUUGUAAUA